Colletotrichum truncatum is the source of this 1902-nucleotide messenger RNA. Lineage: Eukaryota; Fungi; Ascomycota; Sordariomycetes; Glomerellales; Glomerellaceae. The record is from RefSeq and is a predicted model, not a curated record.
AUGACAUCAGUUUCCUCGGGACGUGAGCCAUCCAACUCUGGCGAGCCCCCCGAAUCUACAUCUACUCCAGAGACACCAAAAACUCGACCGCAGGCCUGCGAAAGAUGCUGGAAACGAAAACAAAAAUGUGAUCGGCGGUUGCCAUCUUGUACCACAUGCCAAGGACUGGGCGUGGAAUGCAUCCCUCGUAAUCAAGACUUCAAUAAAUUGUCCGAGCUCUCUCAUACUUCUGUCAUCGGGUAUGUAGAGUCAUUAAAAAAAAGGGUCGCCGACCUUGAAGAACAAGCUUCGUCGAGAAAACGAGCUCGUACCAGUAGCCACAUAAGCGAAUCAGUGGUUGGUCCCUCACUUGUCAACGCGGCUCACGCCGAAUCUCAACGCAAUGAUCACGUACCAUCAAGCUCUACAGUGGCCCGCAGCGCUCAAAGAGGUAACGAAGAUUCCUCUGUCCGGGCCACUAUGGGCGCGAUUGGUUUCUUGUCGCGCAGUGCUAUGGCUGAACCGCGUGAUCAUUCCGAUGAUCUGCCUAGAAAGUUUUCUCUGGGUGAAAUUAUCUCGGGGGCACUGGCUAUCGAUGGCCGAGAUCCCUCUACAGCUUCCCCUGCGCCUCGGGCUCCUGCCAUUGACAGCCAUUUCACAUCACUCAGCCACGAUGCAAUGAGUGGCUAUUUCCAAAGGUUUCUUGAUCAGACCGCUUUUCUAACGUAUAUCAACGAGGAGAACCUCUUGGAACAAUAUAUGGCCGUAGUGGCCGACAACGAGCUACGUAAUGAAAGUAAAAGCCCCUUACAGGUUUUCAACACCCAUAUGGGCCUGGCCAUUGGCAUCCUGAUGUCACCCGAUUCCAGCCACCUGUCAUUAUUGAGCGCCAAUUUCCACGCGAUUGCUGUUAAACAAUUGCCUUCUGUCUUGCGUUCUGAGGCACCCACUGAGCACAUACACUGCAUGGUCAUGCUUCUUGUAUAUUCGUUAUUCAACCCCAGUGGAGGCUCAGCGUGGCACCUUCUUGGUCUUACAGUUAAAACUUGCAUUUCAAUUGGUCUCCAUCGAGAGCCGGAUGCUCACACUGAUUUAACGCUGGCUGAACACAAUAAGAGAAGAUGGUUGUUCUGGAGUGUCUAUCUGCUCGACCGGAUGCUUAGUACAGUCAUGGAUCGUCCGCUGAGCAUACAAGAUGACGACAUUUCUGUGCGAGUACCACCAGAAGAAGGCGAUACGCCGUUAUCAACGAGCGAUUCCUCUAAAAGGUCGUCUCUGUGCCGCUAUCUUCUGCUUUAUGCACAACUCAUAUCGAGUAUAAGAACUAAGGGAAAGGGUAAUAUUCUUCUUGAUUACAGUAACUUCAGUCAUUGGAGGGAUUUACCGCCAAGUAUGGAACGUUUGCAAUCAACGGCUCAGAGUACCAAAGAUGUCUUACAUCAACUUUCUGCCCGAGCUUUAGCGCAACUAGUCUCGCCCACAGCUUUGCAAGAGGUUGAUGCAGGACUAUUACUUGGGAGUGUUAAUGAUGUCGAAAUGGACGCCUUAAUGACUUCCGACCAAUUCAUCGGCCGGUGCUACGAUCGUUUUACGGCCGGAGAUUUUGUGGGUAGCUUCAUUGAUGCAUACGAUGUCUUUCAAGCUGGAGUUGUUUGCGUCUGCCUUACAUGGCGUAAGGGCCAAGAGUCUCCGACGGAGCGCCGUCUUACGAAAGUAACUGAAAUCAUUAACAAGGCAUCCACACUGGUCACUGUUAUAGCGUCAAGGUUCCCUGCAUUGUCGGCUUUUCAACGAGUAUUACUCGCUCUUUCUACUCGAAUAGUGGAUAACAGUAAUAACCCGUACACUGCGAAUAUAUUUGAAGAAUUUCCCGCUGUUGUUCCUCGUCGCAUACAGCAACUGAUUCGACAUACAUUCGCGUAA